Messenger RNA from Xenopus laevis (African clawed frog), 2639 nucleotides. RefSeq names its product phosphatase and actin regulator 3 L homeolog (gene phactr3.L). Lineage: Eukaryota; Metazoa; Chordata; Amphibia; Anura; Pipidae. The transcript is spliced from 13 exons. Gene Ontology annotation, molecular function: actin binding. The record is from RefSeq and is a predicted model, not a curated record. Gene Ontology annotation, biological process: actin cytoskeleton organization. The coding region runs from base 248 to 1984 and encodes 578 amino acids.
AAAUCCCAAUGUUUUCCAUCAGCAGCGGAGCAGCAGUAUCUGUAGGCAGGCGCAUCUGAUGAAAGGAGCAGGGGGCCGGGUGCCUUUGGAUUUGGCUGCCCCCGGGCCGGAGCGGAGCAGAAUGAGACCGGGGAGUGACCUGGGGGUCGGGUUCCAUCAGGGGAGAUGCUGAAUUCAGGACGGUCAGUGGGAGCAAACAGCUGCCAUCACACCCCCCUCCUGCAGCAGCCUGUGCCCCUGUCAGCCCAUGGCCUCCUCUCAGCAGGGCUUCCCCCUAUCCUUCAUCCACAGGGGAAGAUCUAACAGCGACCCCAGCGUCCUCACUGAACCAGGGUCGGAGUCAGAGGACAGUGCAGAGGAGAUGGCCCAGUCCCCGGUACUGCGCACGGAAUAUGUGGUCUCAGGAACGCGCACGCCCCCGGCCAGGAGGAACAGCAAGUUGGCUACGCUGGGUCGGAUCUUCAAACCAUGGAAGUGGAGGAAAAAGAAGAAUGAGAAAUUGAAGCAAACGACAGCCCUGGAGAAGAAGAUAUCCGUUAGGCAAAGCCGGGACGAGCUCAUUAAGAAGGGUCUGCUGGAGAUUAUGGAACAAGAACCUGAACCCAAAGUGUGUCCAACUGAUGGAUCUGCAAGGGAAACCCACAAUGACCUUCCAUCCCCCACCUGCCAGGCUUUAGACCCUGAAGAGGCCGAGCAAAAGAAUUCUUCCUCGCUGACUGUCAGCUCCUUUGAUGAGAAUCAAGUCCCAGAUCAGACUGAAGAGGAAGCAGGUAGCGUUGACUUGCUGGUGCUUGAAGAACUCAAGGAGUCCAACCUCACCUCAGUGGAGAGGACCUUACAGGCCAUCCUACUCUCUGAAUCUGUAGAUACUGCUCUUCUGGAGUUAAACUCCAUGCAGAUCCAGAGCCCCCCACUUCUGCCCCUGUCCCAACCAAUGGCAAACGCUUGGGUUAACCAGUGUGUGUCAGAUGUUGAAGUAGAAGAGAUCACCUUGAAGUCCCCACCCCGGACCAUAAUGAAAAGCUCGACCCCUAGUGGUUCCUCCUAUAUCUCAGGACACAUCAACCACUUCCAGCCUUCUGCCCAGAAAGCCACUGAACUGCACGGCCAAAUGGCUCGAGGGCGGCAUUCCAGCCCCAAUGGUUCACCUCACCACUCCGCCAUACAUAUGCCUUUACCCCCAAGCAGAGUCAUCGAAGAGCUACACAGGGCACUAGCCACUAAACACCGGCAAGACAGUUUUCAGGGUCGGGAAAAUAAAGCUUCUCCAAAGAAGAGGGUGGAUUUCCGAACCUCUAGGCCCUCCAGUGUAGAGAAGUUCAGCGUCACUUUCCAAGAGGGAGAUGCCGAGGGCAAAUAUUUGUCUGCCAAGGAGUCUGAGGAAAACAAGGAAAACUUGAUCAGGGAUUCGACCCAUAAAGACAAUGUGCUGUUGUAUGAGGAGGAUGAGGAGGAUUUAAAUAACUCCAUUAUCUCUGGGACAUUGACAAGAAAGUACAAGAAAGAACUGUUGGCUGUAAAACUCCGGAACCGUCCAAGCAAGCAGGAGCUUGAGGACCGGAAUAUCUUUCCCCAGAGAACGGAUGAGGAGAGACUUGAGAUACGACAGCAAAUUGAAUUCAGACUCUCAAAGCGACUGAGCCAAAGACCUGCUGUGGAAGAACUUGAAAGAAGAAAUAUUCUGAAACAGAGAAAUGACCAGACGGAGCAAGAGGAGAGAAGAGAGAUUAAGCAGAGGCUAACGAGGAAGCUCAAUCAGCGGCCAACUGUGGAUGAACUGAGGGAGAGGAAAAUCCUAAUACGGUUCAGCGAUUACGUGGAGGUGGCGAAAGCGCAAGAUUAUGAUAGGAGGGCAGACAAGCCCUGGACAAGAUUAUCUGCAGCUGAUAAGGCUGCUAUACGCAAAGAGCUGAACGAGUACAAGAGCAAUGAGAUGGAAGUGCAUGCGUCGAGCAAACACUUGACCAGAUACCACAGACCGUAACCAUUUCCUUGCGAGAAGAAAAGGCGGUACGUUUCGAUAAAUCUGCUGAACAUGUUCCUUCAGGAGCAGUGAUGGGCAGUGCUGAAUUCAGCGCAUGGUGCUCUGAAAAUUCUGCGGAGAGCGGUUGUUGGGGCAGCGCAACGGGAUUGUCUAUGACACGUCCGGAUAUGUGACAGAAGCAAUGAGGUCACGUCAUACACUGGGGGACAGAGCAGCUCCCACGCAGGGAGAGAAACGAGCGCAAAAUAUCCCGGGGGUUGUUGCUAGAGACUGGAUGGACUAUGACUUGUUUAAAGCGGUGUAUUGCAGCAGGAGGCUGUGCAUGUAUGGGGCUUUACUAAGGCGACAUCAUAACGGACACGCAGCCGGCACCUCAUACAGUAUUACACAGACAUGUCAGUCUGAUCACGGUUUUAUUUGUAAGUCUUCGAGUUCAUGCUGAGGCAAGAUAUUUUCAUGUUUUAUAUUUUGGUUUCUUUUAUUUUUAUGAUGUCUUAUUGAAAAAAAAAAAAUACAUUUUCCUGUUAAGUUUAUCUUAUUAAAAAAAAAAAACAACUAAAACUUGCUGCAAACAACUGGUGUUUUUAUUACCCCAAAAGCCACUGCUUUAAAGGUAAACUAUACCUAGGGUUGCCACCUUUUCUGGAAAAAAAUA